This is a messenger RNA of Limanda limanda (common dab), 2786 nucleotides long. RefSeq names its product carnitine palmitoyltransferase 1B (muscle) (gene cpt1b). Gene Ontology annotation, cellular component: mitochondrion. NCBI's taxonomy places the organism in Eukaryota, Metazoa, Chordata, Actinopteri, Pleuronectiformes, Pleuronectidae. Gene Ontology annotation, biological process: carnitine metabolic process; fatty acid metabolic process. The coding region runs from base 78 to 2441 and encodes 787 amino acids. The record is from RefSeq and is a predicted model, not a curated record. The transcript is spliced from 19 exons. Gene Ontology annotation, molecular function: carnitine O-palmitoyltransferase activity.
CUGACACAAACCAGGGCCACAGCUCGUCGUUGCCUGAGUGGAUUCCACUGACUGGUCUCCCAAAGUGAUACACAGAGAUGGCUGAGGCACAUCAGGCGGUGGGCUUCCAGUUCACCGUGCGGCCCGAUGGCGUGGACCUUAAACUGAGUCAGGAGGUCAUCAAAAACAUCUACCUGUCAGGAGUGACGGCAUGGAAGAAGAGAGCCAUACAAUUCAAGAAUGGUGUGUUGGCCGGAGUCUAUCCAGCCAGCCCGUCCAGCUGGCUGAUAGUUGUGAUCGCAAUGAUGAGUUCCCUGUACAUUCGCAUAGACCCGUCUCUCGGUAUGAUUGACGCCAUCAAGGACAACCUUCCACAAAGAGACUGUAUAUCAGUGCAGACCCGGGCGGUGCUGAGUGCCAUCCUCUUUGCCACUGGACUGUGGCUGUUCCUCAUCUACCUCCUGAGAUACACCCUCAAAGCUCUGCUCUCUUACCACGGCUGGAUCUUUGAGUCCCAUGGAAGAAUGAGCACAUCUACCAAAGUGUGGCUGAGCCUGGUGAAGAUGUUCUCUGGACGCAGACCGCUGCUCUACAGUUUCCAGGCCUCAUUACCCAGACUCCCUGUGCCAAGUGUGGAUGAUACAGUUAACAGGUACCUCGAGUCAGUUCGUCCACUGCUGGACAGAGACCAGUACGACCAAAUGGAGAUUUCGGCAAAUGACUUUAAAGAUUCCCAAGCAGCCCAGCUCCAAAGAUACUUAAAGCUAAAAUCCUGGUGGGCAACAAAUUAUGUGAGUGACUGGUGGGAGGAGUACAUCUACCUCAGGGGCAGGAGUCCCAUCAUGGUCAACAGUAACUUCUAUAUAAUGGACCUCCUGUACGUGACCCCGACACACCGACAGGCUGCCCGCGUGGGGAAUGUGGUCCACGCCAUGCUGCAGUACAGACGCAAACUGGAACGUGGUGAACAUGAACCGCUGAGGGCCUUAGGGACCGUUCCAAUGUGUUCCUCUCAGAUGGAGAGGAUGUUUAACACCACCCGCAUCCCUGGCAUUGAAACAGAUAUUGUGCAGCACCUGACCGACCGCAAGCACCUGAUCGUCUACCACAGGGGCCGCUUCUUCCAAGUGUGGCUGUACACUGGAGGCCGCCACCUCUUACCCAGUGAACUUGAGACACAGUUUCAGAGGAUCCUCAAUGAUACAACAGAGCCUGAGCCAGGAGAGCUCAAAUUAGCUGCCCUGACUGCAGGAAACAGAGUUCCAUGGGCUCGUGCUCGGAUUAAAUAUUUCAGCCAGGGGGUAAACAGAGUAUCCCUGGAUGCCAUAGAGUCAGCUGCCUUCUUCCUGGCACUGGAUGACGAGCCGCAGGGUUAUGACCCCGCAAAGACCAACUCACUGGACAGUUAUGCCAAGUCCCUGCUGCAUGGAAAGUGUUAUGACAGGUGGUUCGACAAAUCUUUCACCUUGAUCUCUUACCCAAAUGGAAAAAUGGGUAUAAAUGCUGAACAUUCGUGGGCGGAUGCGCCGAUUGUAGGACACAUGUGGGAGUAUGUCCUCGCAACGGACUCCUUCCAUCUGGGCUACACAGAGGAGGGACACUGUAAAGGCGACGUGAACAAGAACCUGCCCCAUCCCACUCGGCUACAGUGGCGGAUUCUAAAGGAGUGUCAAGCAGUCAUCGAGACGUCAUACCUGUUAGCCAAGCAGAUAGCUGACGACGUGGACUUCCAUGCUCAUCUCUUCAGUGAGUUUGGGAAAGGCCUGAUCAAGAAGUGCAGGACCAGCCCUGACGCCUUUAUCCAGCUCGCCCUGCAGCUGGCACAGUUCAGGGAUCAGGGAGUGUUCUGUCUGACGUACGAGUCGUCAAUGACCCGCAUGUUCAGGGACGGUCGGACGGAGACCGUGCGCUCCUGCACCUCUGAGGCGGUUGCAUUUGUCAGAGCCAUGGAGGACACAGGUGCAACAAACACCCAGAGACUUGCCCUGUUUCGGAAGGCGGCUGAUAAGCACCAAAACAUGUACCGUCUGGCCAUGACUGGUUCUGGUAUCGACCGCCAUCUCUUCUGUCUCUACUUCGUGUCCAAAUACCUUGGUGUUGACUCGCCAUUUCUUAAAAAGGUGCUUUCCGAGACGUGGAAGUUGUCCACCAGCCAGACUCCACAGCAGCAGCUCAAUUUGGUUGACAUCAACAAGUUCCCUCAAUACGUGGGAGCUGGCGGUGGAUUUGGACCUGUGGCUGACGACGGUUAUGGUGUGUCUUAUAUCAUUGUGGGGGAGAACCUCAUCACAUUCCAUAUUUCCUGCAAGUUCUCCAGCCCUGAAACAGACUCAAACCGGUUCGGUCAGAACAUUCAGAAGGCCAUGCUCGAUAUCCAGGGACUCUUCAAGCCAGAAAAUAAUAAGAAGAUGGUGGAUGUUGGAAAGCAUGCACAGGUGGAAAAUGGUAAAAAGCACAUAUAACAGAGUCUGUGGGACGGAUUCACUUGAGAGUCUGUCUUUGACCCGUUUCAUUCAUAUGCAGGAAGUAAGUUCAAGUUGCACUUAAGAUCUUUUUGAUUAUCCGGUGGGUCAUUUUAGAAGGCGGCCAUUCCACUCAGAGUUGGUACCCCUGUAAUUUAUUUUUAUUUAUAUUGUACUUGUCGGUGGAAACGAUUGAAUCUUUUGUAAGAGGAAAUGUUGUGGUUCCAAAUGUUGGUUUUAUUGCAAACAAUAAACCACCAUUGCUGGAGAUAAAUGAACCUACAACAUUUCUCCAGGUAACGCAGGACUGUAUGUAAAUGUAACAUAAUAAAUCUUUGUUUAAUA